Molecule: messenger RNA, 654 nt
Organism: Diospyros lotus (date-plum)
Lineage: Eukaryota; Viridiplantae; Streptophyta; Magnoliopsida; Ericales; Ebenaceae
Product: eukaryotic translation initiation factor 1A-like
Exons: 1
Coding region: 93-530 (145 amino acids)
Biological process (GO): translational initiation
Cellular component (GO): cytoplasm
Molecular function (GO): RNA binding; translation initiation factor activity
Source: RefSeq, a predicted model, not a curated record
CUACAAUAUUAUCUAGGGUUAGGGUUCAUUGUCUCUCUGAGCUUGGCUGAGGGUGAUUGGGGUUGGGAAUUUGAUCAAGAAGGGGAGCCAAGAUGCCGAAGAACAAGGGAAAGGGAGGAAAGAACCGGAAGAGAGGGAAGAACGAGGCGGACGACGAGAAGCGCGAGCUGGUGUUCAAGGAGGACGGCCAAGAAUACGCCCAGGUGCUCCGAAUGCUCGGCAAUGGCCGCUGCGAGGCCACGUGCAUCGACGGCACCAAGCGCCUCUGCCACAUCCGAGGCAAGAUGCACAAGAAGGUCUGGAUCGCCGCCGGCGACAUCAUACUCGUCGGCCUCCGGGACUACCAGGACGACAAGGCCGACGUUAUCCUCAAGUACAUGCCGGACGAGGCCAGGCUCUUGAAGGCCUACGGGGAGCUGCCGGAGAGCACCAGGCUCAAUGAGGGGAUUGCUGGUGGACUCGACGAGGAGGAUGAUGGUGCUGGUGAUGAUUACAUCGAGUUUGAGGAUGAAGAUAUCGAUAAGAUCUGAUUUAGGAUUCUGGGUUGUGGAAUAAAUCAACUGAUUUCUUGAUUUUCUGGAUUAAGAUGUUAUUUUGUGUAAUUCAGCAUAUCCGCUUGUUCGGGGAAAGAAAAUGAAAAUUUGCUUUUAGUUU